AAUUCUACGAAGAUGCAGCGGAAAGGGGGAAGAUGUCGUAUUUCGCGUGUUUCCUAGCAAGAUAUUCGAACUUCAAGAAAUAAUUCAAUCAAUGGACGCCGAUCCCUCUUCCCCAUUCUCCCUAUCAAAUCUGACGGGAAAUACAGAUACGACGGUGUAUUUAACCCCUUCGGAGGAGGACACUGUGCACGUCAACGACACGAAAUAUGCGAAACACCCUGGCCUCGUCUACGAUAACCCCAGAAUUCAGAAGAUACAUGAGGUGAUAUCGAAGCAGGUCGAGGAAAUGAUGCUUCUUUCCGAACAAGUGGAAGUGUGGAUCAUAUUAACGAUACCCCAGAUUGAAGAUGGCGACAACUUUGGUGUCCAAGUCCAAGAAAAGGUCCUCGACCAGAUCCUUAUCGCCGACAAAUCAGCCACAAUAUUCCGCAGCGCAGCACUCGAUCACCACCUCGACCACGCGAGGAUCUGCUCAAAGUUGUGUAAAUACCCGAAUGUUAAAGAUUAUGCCCGUGCUCUAGAAGAACACGAUAAACGCCAAAUAUACAUUGCGAGGGAACGGUUGAGGGAGAUUCGGAAUGAAUAUGCGAUUUUGGUUGAUGUGAUUCAGAAGAACAUUUCAAAGAUUCGCGUGCCAAAGGCGAACCAUGGGGGUGAUUAUUCAUCAUGAGCGGGUACAUUUGGGUGGUAUUAUGCGCGAAGGCGGCCGGAAUGUAAAUUACAAGGAUGGAUGGAAACAUGCUACAAAUGCUAUGCUGGAUGCGACGAGGGAAGUACAAAUGUAAAAUAAAGUUAUGUAAAGCGAACAAUGUCAAUGUCCCA
Molecule: messenger RNA, 822 nt
Organism: Laccaria bicolor S238N-H82
Lineage: Eukaryota; Fungi; Basidiomycota; Agaricomycetes; Agaricales; Hydnangiaceae
Product: proteasome activator subunit 3
Exons: 11
Coding region: 92-670 (192 amino acids)
Biological process (GO): regulation of G1/S transition of mitotic cell cycle; positive regulation of endopeptidase activity; regulation of proteasomal protein catabolic process
Cellular component (GO): proteasome activator complex; nucleoplasm; cytoplasm
Molecular function (GO): endopeptidase activator activity
Source: RefSeq, a predicted model, not a curated record